CGGCAGCCCGCCCGAGCGGCUCCAUCGCGGCAGCCCGCCCGAGCGGCUCCAUCGCGGCGCGGCCGCGCUCCGCCCCCGCGGGAGGAGCGGCGCGAUGGCGGCGGGGCGGCGGCGCUGAGGAUGAUAUCGCGAUACGCGCGCAAACCGGUGCAGCCACAAGGACUCCCAAAACAUGCCCUGAGGCAUCACCCCCUGCCAGAGCCAGGAGUUCAGGUGUGCUCAGCCACAGCCAGGGCUGAAAACCACGGCCACGUCUCCAGGGAGUCAGGAAUCCGGAGGGAAUCAGCUGAUCAUGGGAAUCCAGGGACUGCCAGUGAGAGCUGUGCCGACACCUCCACUGAGGACAGCUCAGUCUUCUCUUGGGGCUACGAUGAAUUUGAUAAAGCUGCCACACAACAAGUUCAGGAGAUGUUCAGACAAAUUGAUGAGCUUCUCUAUGAGCAGAAGGAAAAUGUGCAUGUGGAGGGACUGUGGGAGGAAUGCCAGCAGUGGACAUCCAGCUUUCCUCAUCUCAGGGUUGUGGGGAGGCAGGUGGUGGUGCCCACGGAUGAAGGGUAUGGAUGGUUCUCCAGUUCCCCUGCGGGCAGCUGGGCUCCCUCAGGUGUAAGUUCACCUCCAGAGCAGGAUGCUGAGGAAUUUAGUGUUUUUGGCAAGAAGGUCCCUCUUUUUGUUACUCCUGUUCACAAAAAGGCCGACCCUUCCCAGUCUCCGACCUUGUGUUCCUCAGAGAGUGACGAAGGGGAAGAGGAAAUAAUUCUCUCCGAAGGCAUAGUGGAGGAAUAUUUGGCAUUUGACUGCAGAGAUGUGGAGGAGGAGCUGCACGAGAGGAAAAGGGGCCUGUCCUCUGGCAGACGGAAACUGGGCCUUCCUCCCGUCUCCCCAUAUUCCUGCACCAAGGAUUCCGUGCUCACCUUCGUGUUUGAUGAUGUGUGGAGUGAAGUCCUGGGCUGCAUGGAGGAGCUGAUCUGCAGGCACUGGGAAGGGUCAGCCUCUGAUGAUGAGAAAAAUAUCAUAACAGUGGAAACACUCAGGGCAGGUGUCAGAAGCCCUUUGCAGCUCGAUCCUCUGCCAGCCUUGUUACCUCGUGUGCCACACACGAAAAUGCCCUCGGUGACCUCAAAUCUGUGCCCAAAACCCAGAUGUGGCCGCAAAAGCAAAAAGAGAAGAAAAACACCUCAUGUCAGUCUCUCUCAAGGGUCAAGUAGUGGCUCUCAGCAUAAUCUGAAUGGCUUGAUGGUGAUCCAGGGGAUCCAGUUACACCAAAGGAACCUGCCUGUAGUGGAGAAAACACUGGACCUGGAUGACAGACGGCCGGGUUCCAGCUCCAUCCUCUCCAUCAGAACGUGGCCAAAUCGUGCUCUGGAGCUCAGCACAUCCUCCCUGUCCCGCUCGACGAGGAGGAGGAACCCCCCGCCCCGGACCCUGCACCCCAUCUCGGGCAGCCAGCCCCGCCCCGGGACCCCGCGCUCCGGGGACGCGGCACGGCUUCUGACUGCACAGGAGCAGCUGACCUCCCCCUCCCCAGUGCUGCUGAACCGAAAUCACCCCCUGCCCCCUAUUGCCACCUCCAGCGUGGCAGAGCGUGGGAGCACCACAGGAUCCCAGAGGCAAAUGAAACCUCGAGGGAGCUCGAGUCGUGCUCACAGUGUAACGACACAAGAAGAUGCUCACCAGCAGCUCCAGGAGCAGCUCCUCCUGCCUGAUCCUUUCUCCAGGCCUAACACAACCAACACAUCCUUGCCAGAUUCCCAGCGCCGCCGUUCCUGCACCGUUAUGGAUCACAGUAAUCAAUCCUGGACAAGCAGAGCAUCAACAGGUUCAGGUCUCCUCCCACGUGGUUCUGUGAAAGGCCACAGUCGAAGUGGAUCGGGCACAAAAAGCAGACAGGGGUUCUGAGGUGCCAUGGAGAAGUGUCCAACCCAUCCAUCCAUCCGUCCAUCAACCCAUCUCUGGAGAGUCAUGAACCACCUCUCGUUCCCAGCAAGGUCAACGUUGUUUACAGAGAGUUUUCAAACACCCUUCCUCACAAAUAGUUAUUUUUAUAUAAACCUAAGCAGCAGCUGCCAAAGAUUAGAAGGGGUACACUUAAACAUUCCAUUUUCUACCAGUAGAGAAAGUGAUACUGCAGUGGAAGGGUGAAGAUACUCCAGGAAAGCCUAACUCCUAGGAAAUCCAGCAAACACUCAGUCACUGCUGUGUUCCUGUGAGGUUCUGAUGGGUUCAUGUCCUUACAAGGCAGGUACUGCAGAACCUGCUCAUUUUUCCAUUAGCUCCACAGAAGGUUGCCCAGGCCUUCCACAGAAGUAGUAAUGUAAAUUUUUUUAAGCUGUAUUUAUAUAUUCAAAUAUGUUUAAAGCAAUAUUGUACUAGGAAGAGCAAGCACUGCACUCGAUUCUGCUUCUACAACUCAGCUUAGGCAAGUGCUGGAUCCUGCAGUAGUUGCAGCAGGUAUCUGGACACACGUGUGUAGCACUAAGGUAGCCAAGCAGGUGAACUGACAGCUCCACAGGUAGCAACCACUGCCUCUUCCCGAGUUAUUUAACCUUACACCUCUUCCUCAGUGACUGAGGAAGGGUUAGCAGCCAACAAGAAGCCUCUAACUACAAGUAGUUUCACACACUACUGCAAGAAAAUACACUUGUCUUCCUGGUGAGAUAUUUUAUGGUGAUUUCAGAGAAUGGCUCAGUCUCUCCCUUUCUAAAAUACCUGUAAUUACAGAUUUCUGCUCUCCCCAAGCCACAGAUGCAAUGGAGCUUUUAGCAGCUGUGUCUGCACCGUGUGACAGACGUGGAGGAGGCGUUUGCUGCAGCUGCCCUUGUGGCUCCAGAUAAGACAAAAAACCCCAUGAAGUACAGGCUUCUCAAAAUAAGCAGUUAGUUGAAAGUCUUACUCCCAAACAGACUAAAGUGUAAAAACAAGGUGAGGAUAAUCACUGGCUGUACUCAAACAAACUCAGGACACUGCACAAAAACAGUUGUGUUCCUUUCUAGUCCUAUUAAAGAGCACUUCUUUUCCUAAUUUCCUUAUUAUUCUUCAAAUUACUGUUCAUAAUGGACAAAAGCUUGUCAGUGUUCUUUAGGAAGUAUCUCCCCUAUCUCCCCACUCCAAUUUAUGUUACCUACAGAGCAGCUAAUAAUUUUUAAUCAAUAUUGAAGAUCUUGAGUCCAGUUGAUCCAAGCAUGCUUUCAUCAAAAACAGGGAACUGUGCAAAUGUAACUGGGUUAACUUGCCUUUGCAUUUCCAGAAGGUAAAAAAAAAAGAGCAGCUCUGAUCUCAAUCUAAACCUCUCAAAUUUGCAGAGAGAGAACCUGAUGCUAACCAGAGGCCUGUACUCACCAAACCAUUUCAAAAUACAAUUUCUCUUAACACUUGGGACUGCUGGAAUAUUGUACAGUGUGUCAGUUCUGUCAGGCAAACUGCAGAUAAGCAUCCCAUUUGUAUCCAUGCCAUUCCUCAGGGACAAAGUGAGUUUUCUGUAGCACAAGAGUUACAAAACCAGACAAAUAAACUUGAAUAGACUGCUGGUAAUGUAAUGUAGUGUUUUAUAGCCUAGAGGAGUGUUUAAAUGUGUGUUUAAAUGAAAAAGUGAAGCAGUCUCCUCCUAAGGCCCAUCUCGUGUUUUCUGUACAGAUGGUUGACACCAGAGACUGAUCCUGGGCUGUUAUUUAUUUAUUCUGUGUAACAAAAGUAACCUUUAAGCCCUGUGUUAUCCAACACAAUGAUAUGCUGUACUCUCUCAGAAUCAGGGUCAUUUUUAGGAGCAGGCAAGUAAAGGGGAACAGAGUGACCCUCUACCUCUGGCUUCCCCCCAGGAAGCUCCCUGAAUGCUGAUGUUGAAGCAAUGAGGGCCUUCAAAGUGCUCACCUCGUGACUCCUGAGCCUUUGAGAAAUGAUCCUGCAAAUGGAAGUGUGCAGGAUUUACUUGACUGAAAUCAGGAGAAUCAACACAAUCAGUUUGUUUGGAACAGCUACUUAGAAAACAAGCAGAGAGAACUGGGGAAGCAACAGCACAGAACUCUGCAAAAAAACCUUCUCGUUUAUUAAAUCUGCAAUUUUCCAAACUAUAUAAAACUACUGGAAUAUCUGAAAACCACCUGUUGAGCUGAUGUGCAAAGACCUUUAAAAACAGAGGGAGGCUCGUUAGGGAAGAACUGUGUGAACAGCACACGUGGAUCUCAACUGAAGAGCACCCAAAGGGUUUGAAGCAGUAGCACAGGAAUGCUUUGUCUGCCUUGUCGUGCCUCCCAGUCACAGCCAGUCAGUGCACACAGCCCAGAACAGGAGCCCAGAAACAAUCCCAAGUUCUCCCAAACCCACGUUUCCAUACAAAAUGAGACCUGGUACUUCAGCCUACAUCGUUCCUUAUGUCUUCCUCUUCUUGGCUGCAGUUUUCUUUCCUCCUUUCUUGGCAUUAUUCCCAUAUUUUGCUUCCAGGUGGGCGAAGAAGUCAUCCAUUUCCCUUUCUCGAUCCCUGCUUCGGCGCUGGGGAGGGGGAAAAGAAAACCAACCAAGUUCAAAGCUUCUGUAACUUCCCAAUACAGGUUAUUCUAUUGAAGCCUGAUAGCUACAUAAAAUCUUGGAAUAUAUUGAACAGGGAAUACAAUCUAUAGAAAGUUUAGUGCCAUCACUGAUGCUCCCUGUCUAACUGCCUGCAACUAGAAAUUAAAUAUUUUGAGGGCACGUGGAAUAACUUUGUUAAUUUUUAAAGAGACACAGGCAAUAAAAUCCAUACCAUAGUCUGUUAAUUAAAGUACAUGGUUAGCAUUAAGGUUUUAACCUCAGGAACUCAGAAGAGUUGCAAGGAUCCAAAAUCAAAGAUGCUCAGGGAAAACACAAUUGUAAGCCAGUAACAUAAUUAUCUGCAACAAACAGAGAGAGCCUUACUUGAAUCAGCGCUUGCAAGUCAUUUUCUCCACCAAUGCCCAGUUCAUCUUUAGUCUUUUUUGCCUCUUUAGCUUCUUUUUCUGCCUGAAAAAGCAAACAAGUUUUUUUUAAAAAAAGUAUUUUGCAUGUUAUCUGACAAAGUCUUACAGGAGUUACCAAAUGCUUUUUUUUUUUUCUUUUUGGCAUCUGUGUACAAAGAACUGCAAGGAAACACAAAGGGUUUCCAGGUUUGGCCACAGAUGAGGAAUCAGGCAAAGGUUCCAUCAUUUAGCAGAGAGGGAAGUUUUUUUGCUCUUUCACAAUGUUGAAUGUGAUGUUUGUCCCUGUUCCCCUAUCUAUAUCUUUUUUGCCUUAGCAGAUCCUACAUUAAGUUAAAGGUUACUAUGAUGUGCAUGUAACACUCUACAAAGUGUUUGGACAAGAGUCCAUCUAGUCCAGAACAGUUUCACACCUGCCAAAAGUCAAGCAAAAUGUAUUUUCACCACUUGUUGUUUGUUUUUUUUUGUUAACUUCAGCAACUCACAGCUUUGUAGAUAAAUGCAGGGACAUGUGUAAUAAGCCAUUGUGUAUAAUAAUGAAAUAAAAGAAGGGAAAAAAACCCAUUUCCCAGCGA
Pipra filicauda (Wire-tailed manakin) is the source of this 5497-nucleotide messenger RNA. It is a transcript of the gene FAM149B1, whose product is annotated as family with sequence similarity 149 member B1. The transcript is spliced from 15 exons. Gene Ontology annotation, biological process: cilium assembly; protein localization to cilium. The coding region runs from base 121 to 1896 and encodes 591 amino acids. The record is from RefSeq and is a predicted model, not a curated record. NCBI's taxonomy places the organism in Eukaryota, Metazoa, Chordata, Aves, Passeriformes, Pipridae.